AUGGCGCUUUCGAAAACAGAAAAGACAAUUACUGCUUGUAGUAAUCUUCAGAUUUCUUCCAUUUCCCGAGAAUGGGCAGAAGAUGCUUGGAAUUCUGAAUUUUGCGAGUCUCAAGGGUUUCCAGAGGUCAUGGAAAACUGCAUGAUUGACCGUGGAUACUUUGUACGGGAAUUGAAAGAGCUGUUGUUGAUUUCAAAGCAGUGGACAACUUCUGUGAGCCAAGACGCUUUAAAUGAAGGCUUAUGGAAAGUUCUUUCAGACAACAAUUUUUCACACAAAGUCUUGAUUUCUUUGCUCCACUCAUUUAUUGAAUCGUGUGACAAGGGAGUGGAGCAUACAAAGUUUUCCAUCCUUUAUUAUUCCAGAAAGCUUUGGAUGUGUUGCGUCUUUGGCCUCACAGAGGGUCUGAGGGUCAUUUGCUCACCUCUUCAUGGCGAUGUUGGAACAAUCACUCACACUGUUUUUGAACACUUAAUCUCAAAUGUUCUUAUGGUGUUUGGUGGAGCAAUUGCCAGUAAUGGAACCAUAUCGAGAAAUGUCCAGAACAUCAAGGAUCAAGCUGUUGCAUUUAUCUGCUAUCUAGCAAGGAAAGAGACCAAAGAGGUGCUGUGUUCUGUAGAAGUUCUUGUUCAAAAUAUCUUUACCAGUUGCCCUGAACGUGCAGAGUAUAGAAUUACCGUGGCAAAGGCAGUAGUUGAUAUCAUGAAAAUUUUACCAGUUAAUCAGUAUGCCAGUCUUAUAGAAUGGAUUGACAUGUACUCCAAAAAUGACAAGAUAAGUUACAGGAUAUUUGCUUUGGAUGUGUUUUCACUUCUACUAGUUGAACCGGAGAGGAUUCUACCAGAUGAAAAUUUACAAGAUGAUGACAAGAAAAAACUUCUCUGCAAGAAAUAUCUGUUGGACAUCAUCAUAGCCAGGUGUUCUGACAGGGCACCAAUGGUGCGUGCCAAAGCUCUGCAGUACUUUGCUCAGUGUGCAACAUUAGAAAACAGUGCAUUAGUGUUGAGAGUAAAAGAAGCACUUCAUGAACCACUGGAGAGUCCAGCAGAGGGGACACCAACAUUAAACAGACAAGCAAAUAGUAAGCAAACAGAGACCAGGAACAUUGGUGUGAUUAUAAGAAAAAGAACGCGUGAUGAGAAAGUUGGAGUUCGCAAGGCUGCUCUGCAGGCUCUAGAAAGUGUAAUCACCCUUAAUCUGGAUUCCUUGGAGAGAGUGGAUGUGUUGACUCUCCAUGAUUGCUGUAUGGAUCCAGCACUUUCUGUCAGAAGACAAGCUAUGGUAUCACUAACCUCCCUCUUACAAGAGAGGCCCAAGUGUACAAUGGUACACAGUUUGUGGCUGGAAGGAGUGUUGCCACUUGUUAUGGACAGAGAAACUACUGCACAAGAAAAAUGUUUUCAAAUACUGGAGGAAGUGCUUCUACACAAUAUUGUUCCUCUCUCAAAAUCAACAGGAACAUAUCACACUCUUGCUUGGGACCUGCUUGAUAUUGUUGCCAGCCCAUCAGGACAAGAAGUCAGACGUUAUCUUCACAGUGCAUUUCAACACUGGUCAAAACAGACCCAAAACAAACUCUCUGGAAACCUGGUCAAAUCACUUAUAUCUCACAUUGAUACUGAGCAUAGUAAGGCAGCAUGGCUUUGCUUGGCAGCAAUUGGUUCAUCAUCAAACAAACUUGACCAUACCUUUGUUGUGAAAAGUUGGGAUGAGUAUUCGAAAGGAGUAAAAGAUUAUGACAUAGAGACAUUAUGCAGAAUCCUGGCAGUGUUGGGAAGCUCUGCUUCCUUUCUUCCCUCCACAGUCACUAGUACCCUAACAGCUGAUCUGCAGCGGAAGCUUAUCACAUUUGAGUGCCCACCUGAAGUCAUUGAUGCUAUUGUAGCCACCCUAUGCAAGCUCAAUAAAGGAAAACUGCCAGAGGAAAGAGGAAAGAGUGAUCAUUGGUGUUCUGAUCUGCUGAAAGCAUCAGAGGAAUUUCUUUCCAGUGUAACAUUAAAACAGGAUUGUAUUGAUGAGGAGCGUCUUAUGCGGCAUUUGUUUACUGUUGGAGCUGUAGCCCAGCUAACACCGACCAAGACAACGGAGCGACUGUUUAUGUUUGUGGAAUCCAUGCUGAUUUCUCAUGGCAAUAAUCAAGAUCCUCUUCAAAAACUAAAUCUAUCACCACCUGUAAAGGCUCAUGUAUUUGUGACUCUGGGAAAACUGUGUCUUCAGAAUGAAGAUUUGGCCAAACAGUGCAUUGCUACUCUUGCAAGGGAGUUAGAAACUUCUGAUGACCCAGCAAUUAGGAAUAAUGUUACAGUGGUGAUGUGUGACUUGUGUGUGAGAUUUACCAGCCUUGUUGAUCGGUAUGUUCCAAAUAUAGCUGUUUGUCUGAAAGACAGCUCAUCACUCGUGAGGAGACAGACACUGACUGUGUUAACCCACUUACUUCAGGAGGACUUUGUCAAAUGGAAAGGUGCCUUGUUUUACCGCUUCAUCACAACAAUUGUUGACGAAGACGUAGAGAUAAGGAAAUUUGCUGAAUUUUGCCUUGUUCACCUACUUUUGAGCAGACAUCCAGGCAUGCUUUUCCAGCAUUUUGUGGAGUGUGUGUUCCACUUUAACUCCUUUGAAAAACACCAAGUAUAUAACAAGUUCCCACAGACAGACACGGAGAAGAAACUGUUUUCUCUUAAAGGAUAUCAAAAUUCAGGGAAACGCUAUACAAUUUAUCAAUUUAUGCUGUCCCACAUGAGCGAUGAAGGCCGAUUCAACCUCACUGGAAAGCUUUGUCAAGAGGUACUGGGUGGUUUUACUGAUGGUGAUAUUACCUUGGAUUCAGAUUCAGCUUCUGUCCUCAAAGAUGCUCUUUUAAUUUUGAGCAGCAAGAACAUUAAACUGUCCUCAAUGAAAGCUAAAGCAGCUGAAGAUCUUGCUGAUGAGGGGGAUGUGGCAGGAGCUGCUAUAGUUGAAGCCAGGAACAAAUUUCUCACCCAGGUUCUAAAGAAGAACAUGAUUGAGAAUAUUAUACCCAUCAUCAUUGAGCUUAAACACAUGGUCAACACAAGACAGCCUGGUUCAGAUGGAAACACUCCUCAAGCAGCAGACUUCAUUGCUCCUCAGCUGCGAAGUGCAACACCCUCACCUAAAAAUGGAUCCAACAGGCCUAACAUCACACCUCUUACUGGUGCUAUAAACCAGCUGCAGAUCAAUCGACGACACACCCUGGCUUCUAACCCCAGUCUGAUAAACAAUGCUCUCAAAUCCAACCUUACUGUUCAGAUCAGUCCGCUGCAAGCAAAGCGCCGAUAUACCCUCUCCACUGCAGCUAUUUUAAAUUCUGCUCGCAAAGCUGUGGAUCAAGCUCAUAAGGUUGCAGAACAACAAAAAAGGAGGAGUAUCAGCUCAAUGGGUAGUCCUCAUGAGAAUAGUGCUGUUACAGAUGCACCAGAGCAGCGCACACCUCUUAAGCCCACUAAUUCCAGGGCCUUUUACAGGGAGAAUGAAGAGCGUGCAGCCAGCACUCCAGAAGGUGAACAAAGUCAUUUAUCAAGGAUUUCAUUUUGUGUGAACACAAGUGCGACUGCACCACCACCAUCUCCCAUACCAACAUCAUUACCAAUCCGAGUAUAUGCACAAGGCAAAGUUGCCCCACCCAGCUGGAUAGAAGGCAAGGUUGAUGAAGGUAAUGAUGGAGAUGAAGAAGAAAAGGAACAGCAGAUUAUCUGUUUGAUGUCACCUGAGCAAAAGUAA
This is a messenger RNA of Pocillopora damicornis (cauliflower coral), 3738 nucleotides long. Its product is annotated as condensin-2 complex subunit D3-L. Lineage: Eukaryota; Metazoa; Cnidaria; Anthozoa; Scleractinia; Pocilloporidae. Gene Ontology annotation, cellular component: condensin complex; condensed chromosome, centromeric region. The record is from RefSeq and is a predicted model, not a curated record. Gene Ontology annotation, molecular function: histone binding. Gene Ontology annotation, biological process: mitotic chromosome condensation; meiotic chromosome condensation.